UUUCUCAUCCAUCGCCAAAUUUCCCAUCGAUUGUUUCUGAGCCAGCGGGGGGAGAGAGAGAGAGAGUGGAAGGAGGUCACGUAACAAACGGGGGGUUUGAUCGAUUGGUUACCUUCUCGUCCUUCUCGAUGUUGAAAGAUAUUUUGAUUUUUUGCAUUGCAUCACAAGAUCGAUCAGUAGGGUCUGACGGGGUCUGUUGCCUUGUUCGAUACCAAAAAUCGCAUUUUGUAAUAUGUUGUUUUUUCGGUUUUCCGCUGCCUGGUAGUCGUAAUAUUGGAGCAAAGCAACGGGUGAAGCCGUCACCUUAGUGGCCUGGCCCCAAGAAGGGGGUAAAUCAUGGGGGCAUUUGGCCAGUGCAGUGGCCCUUUGAAUGGGGAGGUCAAACACCCAUCCGCCUCCCAUGCAGGAAUUGAAAGAUCUGCAAUGAGAUUCAAGAAAGGGAAUAAGGUGGAAGUUUGGAACAGGAGGGAGGUUCUUUCUGGCUCUUGGUGGAGUGCCGAAAUCAUAUCUGGUAAUGGGCAUACAUAUUCUGUGAAGUAUGAUGGGUAUCCGACAAAUAGCUGUUUGGCAGUGGAUAGAGUGCCAAGAAAAGCCAUUAGACCAUGCAGACCAUCAGAGGACCUUAAAGAGUUGAGCAUUGGCGAUGUUGUGGAGGUCUUUGACAAUAAUUCCUGGAAGCUUGGUGAAGUUCUGACGAUAAUUGAUAAAAACUAUUGUUAUAUGCUGCUCCUUGACUCCUUGAAGGAAUUACAAGUUCACAAAUCUUACAUUAGGAGACAACUGUCCUGGGAAGACAACAAAUGGACUGUGAUUCAUAAGGAUUCUGGAGAAAAAAAUGAUCGAAAACAUAGUGGCUCAGUUAGAGGUGGGAAGUCAAAAUGCCCUAUGCUCCAGCCACCUGAGAAGACGAAGACCAAAAACAACAAUUUUCCAAUGGUUCUGUCAAAAAGAAUGAAUAAAAGGAAACUUGAUAUGGUCGUUCCCACUAAUACAUGCAAUGGAGGAAGAAAAAAGAUGGCAAUUGUGAAAGAUGAAAGUUGGCAAAGAAUAUCUGAGAGUGAAGCAAAGGUAGAUAAUGCUACUUCAACUGGAAGGUUGUUUGGUGAAAAAUACAUCAAUUGUUACUUAAACAAAAGAACUGGUUCCUCCAAAAUUGAAUCAGGGAGCAUUGUACCACAUUCAGAUGAAAACAACUAUUUUUGGAGUUCAGUGAAUGCUGAUGCUGAUAGUACUUCAUCAUCUGUUGGCAGUUGUAGUGUUGACAACAGUCCAUGUGGAUCACUGAAGGACCAUGAAGAAGUGUGUAGUCAUACUGAUCAUGCUGAAGCUUCUUGCAGUUAUGUAAGAGAUUCAUCUCCUUCUAAGAAGGUUAACUCGCAAUCAGAAAUUCAUCUGCUGGAGUUGAGCGCAUAUAGAUCCACAUUAACAGCAAUGUAUGUUUCUGGGCCGGGCCAAAGUUGGAGGCUUCUAAGCUUUGCUUCCAUAGGCCUGUGAAUCCUUGAUGAGGGUUGAAUUGUGAUGCCUUUGCGCUUCAAUCAGUUUGGCAAGAUUUCCAUCUUAUUCUCAUGGUGGGUAUAUCAGUUUUGGUUCUUGUAUUUCUGUUUGUGACUAUUUCAGAUCUUUUAUCUGUGAUACAUGUGAGAUGAAAGGAAAUUUACCAUAGAUAUUUAAUUUAAAAAAUUUGAAACCUUUUUUAGCAUCAAACGAUUAAUCUUUUAUUUUGUUAUUAGUGUUAUUGCAAGGUUUUUGUAACUAGUCUGAAUUAUGACCUAGAGUGAAGUUAUGCCCCUAGAUGCUUUACAUUGGAGCUUUUAUCUGACAUGUUUUUGCUCCUAUUUGCCAAAGUUGUCGACAUUUUCCAAUGGUUGAGUCUUAUGUCUUAUAUCUCAAAUGAUCUUCUUCUAACGUUUUCAUUUGAGGAGAACUGGAUCAGUCACAUGAGGUGUGCAAUCGUGCAUUGGCAAACUUUGGACAGGCAAGCAUCUUUCCUCAGAUUUUGAACCAUUUGUUGUUCUCUUUCAUUCUUGGGUGGAAAAGAAAUUUCUGUGCUUUCCCCCCCUCACUUUUAUGUGGUUUUUAUUUUUAUCCAUAAAAUUUAAAUUUUGUCAGUAGAUUCAUAUUAUUGUGGAAUCAAGUGGGCAUAUUGUUUCCUAGUGGAUUUAAACACUACUCUAACUCCAAAAGAAAAUGUCAGUACUCUUUCCUUUGAACUAUCAGGAUUUUUGAAUAACAAGCAACUUCAUAUUUUAAACUCCUAUUGAGUCCUUCUCUAUGCAGGCAGGCUGAGGGAUUUAACUUGCAAAUACUAUGCCUUGCAUUGGAAGUGAAUCAUGAAGGGCUAAUCCAAUAUAUGUUUCUUAAAUCAGGAAAAUGUUCUGUUCCUUUUGUUCAUGAAAAAUUGCAUUGGUCUUGGAAUCAUGGUUCCUUUUGUUCCUCAAGGAUGCGCACUCCUUCAAAAUCAAACUUUAUUGCUAAUUGAUUUGAUUCUGGGUUGAUUAACCUUUGAGAGAAUGGAUACACUGUUUUUUGAGUUGAUCAAUCUGUGAGGAACUGAAUACCACAUUGUUGAUUGUUUAUAGCUCGGAAAGACUUACAAUUGCUGAACCUGAUUAAUGUUAUGGUCUGGAAAUCAUAAUCUUGCAGAAAAUGUUGUCAUUAUCUGCUAAAAGGAUGUUUUUUGGAGUUGCUUUUCAAGUUUCUGAUGGCAGAAAAAACCCAAGUUGAAUCCAUUGCUGCAUCCUUAUCGUGUAUUCGUCCGGUGUCCUGUCAAAGGUCUGAUUGCCCAAACUAUUCGGGCGAUAAUUUUUUUCCCUGAUAACUCAGGUUUUCAGUUUGUAUGAUCUGAUUAAUCACGGAGGUGACCGAUCCUGGCCAAGUUUCCCAUCAGUCCCUAAAGGGGCAACCUGGAAGCGCUUUAGCAACUAUGUCAACAGCUGACUUGGGCAGUCUUUGCCGUUCUUGUAAGACCGUUCCAUCUCCAAAACGAGCACUUCACUCAGAGGUCAACUCGUCGUUUUUUUCACUUUGGUACUUCGACUCAUGACUGUCUAGUCGAAAUUUUUCCAUCAAGUUCAGUCAGUUUAUGUUCCAGUAGAAGAUUGAACCGUGGUGUUCGAUCAGUCCAUAAUCCUUUACCGCUGAUAGAUAACAUCAAAUGAGCAAGAAAUGACAAUCUUUCACUGUAAAUGACAAUCUGAUUAUUAUCAAAUUGCUAUUUGAUAGCAACAAA
This is a messenger RNA of Zingiber officinale, 3229 nucleotides long. RefSeq lists its product as uncharacterized. The record is from RefSeq and is a predicted model, not a curated record. The coding region runs from base 337 to 1494 and encodes 385 amino acids. Lineage: Eukaryota; Viridiplantae; Streptophyta; Magnoliopsida; Zingiberales; Zingiberaceae. The transcript is spliced from 6 exons.